Messenger RNA from Anastrepha ludens (Mexican fruit fly), 2620 nucleotides. RefSeq names its product ammonium transporter Rh type B-B (gene Rh50). Gene Ontology annotation, cellular component: plasma membrane. Gene Ontology annotation, molecular function: ammonium channel activity. The coding region runs from base 611 to 1951 and encodes 446 amino acids. The record is from RefSeq and is a predicted model, not a curated record. The transcript has 8 exons. Gene Ontology annotation, biological process: ammonium transmembrane transport; ammonium homeostasis. Lineage: Eukaryota; Metazoa; Arthropoda; Insecta; Diptera; Tephritidae.
UUUUUCAAAUAUUCCCCAGCAGUUGGGCGAAGCGGACGUACCAGGCAGCAACUAUAAGCGCAUAACACUAUAGAAUAUUCGCAAAAGUUGCAAAGAGGAAGUGAUAUUUUUGAAACGUGUAGUAAAAAUCUCAAAUACGACUCAGUGAGAAUUUGUAACGUUAGCGUGAAAGUGUACAGCAUCGAAGCUCGCGUAAGAAGUGCGAAAGUGUUUUAUAAAUUUUGAAUCAAUGCGGUUUAUGUGAUUUGCUUAUAAAACAGGCGAAUAACUUUGAACUUUAACUGAAUUCAAAUGCAUUGAACUGGUAAAACGUAUUUCAGCAUUUUGGCUGAGCGCACAUAUACAUACAUACAUUUGUACACGUGUGUGGGCGUGAAGCUCAGGCACUGAGCCACUAAUGCAGCCACUUAGCACAACCAUCUCAUAUUGAGCCUGACAAUUUCGUGGCAAAGCUAUACGUAAAUAACUACGUUCACGUACAUUGAUUUCUUCUCAAUCCAUCUACGAAUUUCAGUACCUUGACUACGGUGCUGGCGGCUGCCCGUGCACUUGUUUGCAUUGAAAUUCUUUCUUUCUUCUACUACUUUUGGCGUAUAUCCGCUGUGACAAGAUGCAUUCGCCUGUCACUAAAGUGACAGGAUUCGUGGCCCUGAUGAUUGUGCAAAUAAUUUUACUUGCACUCUUUUGGCUGUUCGUGCGCUACGGCAAUGAAGCAUUACCAAGUGAUGAAGGCAAAGAAUUACGUGAACAACACGUUUCCAUAUAUCCACCUUUCCAAGAUGUACAAGUAAUGAUCUAUAUUGGCUUCGGUUUUUUGAUGACUUUCUUGCGCAAAUAUGGCUACAGUGCAACUGGUUAUACGCUCUUCUUAGCUGCAUUAGUCGUACAGUGGUCUAUUUUGGCGAAAGGGUUCUUUAAUAUGGAAGAUGGAAAAAUUAGCUUAUCGCUGGAAAGCAUAGUCGAUGCUGAUAUUGCAGCUGCCGUUCCACUGAUUAGUAUGGGUGCAUUAUUGGGACGUACGACGCCCAUUCAACUGCUAUUCAUGGCUAUCAUUGAAAUAGUGCUAUUUGCAGCCAACGAAUAUGUCGCAUUGAACAUUUUUAGCAUAAGUGAUGUCGGUGGUUCAAUUACAGUGCAUGCAUUCGGUGCGUACUUUGGUCUGGCUGUGAGUCUGAUGCUGCGCCCUGGCAAGGACCGGAACGAAGCGGGCAAAUACGAAGGAGCCAAUUAUACAUCAGAUAUCUUUGCCAUGGUCGGAACAUUGUUCCUGUAUGUGUAUUGGCCAAGUUUUAAUUCGGUGUUGGCCGAUGGCAGUGGUCAAGAGCGUGCCAUACUCAACACGUAUUUAUCAUUAGCAGCGGCAACAGUUACAACAUUUAUAGUGUCGGCACUUGUUAGUCACGAGAACAAAUUGGAUAUGGUGCAUGUGCAAAAUUCAACAUUGGCAGGUGGUGUUGCCAUCGGCACUGUUUGUAAUUUGCUAGUUGGUUCACACGGCGCUAUACUAAUUGGCAUCAUUGCCGGCUGCAUUUCGGUGCUGGGUUAUCGUUACCUCUCGCCCCUCAUCACAGCAACACUGGGUAUUCAUGACACUUGUGGCGUUCAUAACUUGCACGGUAUGCCGGCUAUUAUAUCAGCUAUUGCCUCAGCCAUCUUCGCCAGUUUUGUCACAAAAGAAAAUUACAAAUCCGAGUUGGGACAAAUAUUUCCAGCUAUGGCUGCUGCCCCACAGAAUAGUACUUCAACUAUCAUACUUGGGGGCUAUGACCGCACCGCCUCUGCUCAGGCUGGCUAUCAGCUUUGCGGCAUUGCAGUUACCUUGCUGGUGGCCAUUGUUGGUGGAAUUUUAACAGGCGCGGCGCUGAAAUAUACCGGCAUGCGCAAUUUGUCAAAGGACGAGCAACAUCAGGAUGAAUUGUUCUGGGAAGUGCCCGAGCAUAAAGAAGAUUAGUAAAGUGAAAAGUUCUGGAUUGUGCUUUGUUUUUGUUUUUUGUGUUUUUUUUAUUUGAAAGUAUUCAAUACUUCGUAUGUAGAUUACUUAGUAAUACAAGCAGUGGUUCUGAACUUCUAUAGAGUCCAACAGUUUAUGUUAUUUGUAUGCGUUUAUGCUUUGUAACCAUUUUUAAUAGUUGUUAGAAAGUUUUUAUUUCAACAUUUUUUAUGUCAACACUUAGUUAUUUCUAAACUACUGCAUUUGUACAGUAAAAUCGAAUAUUACAAUAUGUUUUAUACAAAAACGAACAAUUUUGAAGAAUUCUCAGACCUAUAAAUGCAUGCAUACGAGGGUUGCAAUUUAAAUUUCUCGCCUCAAGCGCUUCUAGUGAUAUCAGGCUCCAACUGCCAUUUCCAUUGGAAAGGUUGACUCAAGUCAGAACGUUGUGCCAGAAACAUAAAGGGUAGCCCUCGUAUUUGUUUGAAACUGUAAUAAGUUUUAAUGACAGUAGUUGUUUUUAUUUUUAACUUGGCGUCAAGUUUUUUUUCUAUAUGUAUUACCUAUUAUUCAAUGGAAUUGCUUAAUCACUGCAGUGCUUUUACGCACAUUUACUAUUCACACAUUCUAAAUGAGUAUUUUGCACUCUUUCCAUCUAAAUAAAUUUGUCUGCCUCUGUUUAUCCUUACA